GCGAUGUGGUUUUCGAUUCCAAACUUGAGACUUCAAAAAAAUUCAGAUUGCGUUUGGCAUUUUUGACGUGACAAGGCAGUGUUUUGGAUGAAGGACAUGAGAAGGAAAAGGCGUCCUAUUUUGGCUAUAAAAAGGGCAACCUGCGGCCGCCCAAGUCCAUGAUUCUUCACUUUACAUCUUUUACAACUUAAACUACCUACUAUCAACCAUGUCUGGCCGCGGAAAGGGAGGAAAGGGACUCGGAAAGGGAGGCGCCAAGCGUCACCGCAAGAUUCUUCGCGAUAACAUCCAGGGCAUCACCAAGCCGGCCAUCCGCCGUCUGGCGCGCCGUGGUGGUGUCAAGCGUAUCUCGGGCCUCAUCUACGAGGAGACCCGCGGUGUGCUCAAGGUGUUCCUUGAGAACGUCAUCCGCGACGCCGUCACCUACACCGAGCACGCCAAGCGCAAGACCGUCACCUCGCUGGACGUCGUCUACGCGCUCAAGCGCCAGGGCCGUACCCUCUAUGGCUUCGGCGGCUAA
Linderina pennispora is the source of this 520-nucleotide messenger RNA. RefSeq names its product histone-fold-containing protein. Lineage: Eukaryota; Fungi; Kickxellomycota; Kickxellomycetes; Kickxellales; Kickxellaceae. The transcript has a single exon. The coding region runs from base 209 to 520 and encodes 103 amino acids. Gene Ontology annotation, molecular function: protein heterodimerization activity; DNA binding; structural constituent of chromatin. The record is from RefSeq and is a predicted model, not a curated record. Gene Ontology annotation, biological process: nucleosome assembly. Gene Ontology annotation, cellular component: nucleosome.